Malus domestica (apple) is the source of this 1881-nucleotide messenger RNA. RefSeq names its product VAN3-binding protein. Gene Ontology annotation, biological process: leaf vascular tissue pattern formation; phloem or xylem histogenesis; auxin-activated signaling pathway. The record is from RefSeq and is a predicted model, not a curated record. Lineage: Eukaryota; Viridiplantae; Streptophyta; Magnoliopsida; Rosales; Rosaceae.
AUCCCAAAACCCACAAACCCCUUUAACAAAUUCAAACCCACCUCUCUCUCUCACUCUCACUCUCACUCUCUCUCUCUCUCUCCCUCCACAACAUUUCCACUUCCAUGGAAGAAACACUACCAAUGUUAACCACUCGCCGGACUGACCAAAGCCCCGUCAACCACCGAGACCACCUCCCCAAAAGCCCAAGAGUUCCAAUGGAGUUUCUCUCAAGGUCAUGGAGUGCCUCCGCUCUUGAAGUCUCCAAAGCUCUGUCUCAGUCUCACCCUCCUCCGCUGCCUCCUCCUCCUCCUUCAUGCAUGGCUAAUUCCAAGUCCUCAAACAGCUCUUCCUCUUGCACCACCACCGCAACCACCACCACUCCUUCCAUUCCUGAAGACAUCGCAGGAGAAGCAGAGGAGCUGCCGUCCCUCCCCGGAAACCAAUUUUACUUUGCUUCCUCUGUCACCUCCCAGCUCGUCCUUGAUCGCAUUAUGUCACAGUCCAUGAGAGAGGAAGUGUCUCCAUUGACAUCAGGGAGGCUCUCACACAGCAGUGGACCUCUGAACAAUGGUGGUUCUCUAACAGAGAUGGAUAGCCCUCCAGUCUCACCCUCUGAUGAGUUCGACGACGUCGUUAAGUAUUUUCGAACCCACAACAGCAUACAAAACCUAUUCAACGGCAGCCGGAGCAGCGCUGGAAAUGGCAACACUGCCCCCAGCGGCGGAGCCAAGACGGUGGGGAGGUGGUUGAAAGAGAGAAAAGAGAAGAAAAAGGAAGAGACGAGAGUGCACAACGCGCAGGUCCAUGCGGCGGUUUCAGUUGCUGCGGUGGCUGCUGCAGUGGCCGCCAUUGCUGCAGCCACAGCGGCUUCUUCGGGGUCGAGAAAGAACGAUCAAGCAGGGAAGACUGACAUGGCAGUGGCGUCUGCCGCCACGUUGGUAGCUGCUCAAUGUGCUGAGGCUGCGGAAGCUAUGGGAGCUGAACAUGACCAUCUUACUUCAGUAGUCAGCUCCGCCGUUAAUGUUCAUUCACAUGAUGAUAUUACCACCCUCACUGCAGCUGCUGCGACAGCUUUACGAGGGGCAGCGACCCUAAAGGCAAGGGCAAUGAAGGAGGUGUGGAACAUAUCAGCAGUGAUUCCAGUGGAAAAGGGAAUGGGAAUGGGAGUCUGCGGUGGUAAAACCAACAGCAACGGUGGUGAUCGCAGCAGCAGCAGCAGCUUUAGUGACGAUCAUGUUCCUGUUGACCCUACUUUUCUUGGGGUCUCGAACCAAGACCUCCUUGCUAGGGGCAGUGAACUCCUCAAACGCACACGAAAAGGCGAUCUCCACUGGAAACUAGUGUCUGUUUACAUUCACCGAACCGGGCAGGUGAUGCUGAAAAUGAAAAGCAAACACGUCGCAGGAACUUUCACCAAGAAGAAAAAGAAUGUUGUGUUGGACGUGUGCAAGAACAUGCCGGCAUGGCCCGGGAGACACUUGUUCGACGACGGAGAGCAGCGUCGUUACUUUGGGCUGAAGACGGAAGCACGAGGCAUCGUUGAGUUCGAGUGCAAGAACCAGAGAGAACAUGACGUCUGGACUCACGGCGUUUCAAGGCUGCUUUCCGUUGUCGCUGAGAGAAAGAACAGGCACUGAUUAGGUCUCUGCAUUAUGUCUAACGAAUCGCAUGACAUAGAUGCUGUUGUUUUUGGAUUUUGGCAGACUGUUGGUAUUAAAAAAGGAGGUGUUAGGCACAUGUAGUGUAGAGGGGAGGUCCUGAACAAAAGCACUUCACUUUUGAAUUCGGAAAUUUCAAAGGACAUGACCUGCUUUAGGAAUAAUAUAUAUAUAGUAGUUAGUUUUAGUAUGUACUGUCACAAUGGAAUUUUCAAUGGUAUUUUGUAGCAUUUGAUUCUUA